AAUGUCAAAAAUAUUAGAAAAUCCAUCCAGAUUCCAGAGCAUAUAUAUGCGGAGAAGAGAGAUUUAAAAAUUUAAAACCGCCCGUCGAAAGCAUGCCUUCGCGCAAAACUGCUGGAACGCAGACUCGCACCCCUGCAGCAACCGUCUGUAGCCAUCGUCGCACAGAGGAGAAAUAAUCCCGCAGGCAGAGAAGUAUUGAAAAUUUUGGAUGCUCAACUCCAUGAUGAAGCCUCUGGCUCUACCAAUCUUCCUCUUCGUCCUGUUCUUCCCCUCUCAACUGCCCGUUUACUCAAUUCAAAUCCUUUCGAAAUCAAAGCUCCAAAAAUGUGAGAAAGUCGCUGAUUCGGACCAACAACUCAAUUGUACCAACAAGAUCGUGAUCAACCUAGCCGUUCCCAGCGAAUCUAGUGGAAAUGAGGCUUCGAUGGUGGCCGAGAUAGUGGAAGUGGAAGAGAAUGCGACCAACAUGCGAACGCUUAGGGUUCCUCCGUCUGUGACUGUCCAAAAAUCUGCUGCGUUUGCUUUAUAUGAAUUGACAUACAUAAGAGAUGUUGCUUACAAACCACAAGAGCUGUAUGUUAAGACAAGAAAGUGUAAGAGUAAUGCUGGGGCAGAUGUUGUCCAGAUAUGUGAAAGCGUAGGUUGAAAGACGAGAAUGGGAACACUAUUGACCACACUCAGCCUACCUGUUGCCCUUGUGGUGGUCAGCGCAGGGUUCCUUCAUCAUGUGGAAACUUUUUUGACAAGAUGAUGAAGGGGAAGGCAAACACUGCUCAUUGUCUUCGGUUUCCAGGUGAUUGGUUCCAUGUGUUUGGCAUUGGGCAUCGCACAGUUGGAUUUAGUAUUAGAAUUGAAGUCAAGACAAAAUCUCAAGUUUCAGAAGUGACUGUUGGACCUGGCAAUAGGACAGCUGCCUCCAUUGAUAAGUUUUUAAGAGUGAAUCUUGUUGGAGACUAUGUUGGAUAUUCAGAUAUUCCAUCUUUUGAGGAUUACUACCUUGUUAUCCCUAGACAGGGGAGUGCUCCAGGUCAACCAGAAAAUCUGGGGAGCAAUUACUCCAUGUGGAUGCUGCUUGAAAGAGUGAGGUUCACUCUGGAUGGUCUUGAAUGUAACAAAAUUGGUGUUGGUUUUGAGGCCUUUAACUCACAGCCUGAUUUUUGCUCAGCUCCAUAUUGGAGUUGCUUGCACAAUCAACUAUGGAACUUUUGGGAUGCAGAUCAGAAUCGAAUCAGCAGAAACCAGGUGCCACUGUAUUGUGUUCAAGGAAGGUUUGAGAGGAUCAACCGACAUCCAAAUGCUGGAAGUCAUGCAUUUUCCAUAGGAAUCACUGAAGUUCUCAAUACCAAUCUCUUGAUUGAACUGAGUGCUGAUGAUAUAGAGUAUGUCUAUCAAAGGAGCCCAGGGCAAAUUUUGGACAUCACUGCUCCAACAUUUGAAGCUCUUACUCAAUCAGGGACAGCAACAAUCACAACUAAAAAUAUUGGAGAAGUAGAAGCAUCCUACAGUCUUACGUUUGAUUGCUCAGGCGGUGUCAGCCAAAUGGAGGAACAAUUCUACAUAAUGAAGCCAAAUGAAGUUGUAACUCGAGCAUUCAAGUUGAACCCAUCAAGUGAUCAAGCAGCAAAUUAUAUAUGUUCUGCAAUACUUAAAGGCUCUGAUUUUAGUGAAGUUGAUCGAGCUGAGUGUCAGUUCUCAACAACUGCCACGGCAUUCGAUAACGGAACACAGAUACCAUUCCAACCCCCCAAGACAGGCAUACAUGGUUUCUUUGAAACACUUAAAGAACUAUGGCAUAGGUUGUUGGAAGGUUUGACAGAUUUUUUUACAGGAGAAAACUGCAGAAUGAAAUGCUCUGGGUUUUUCGAUUUGAGCUGUCAUGUUCAGUAUAUAUGUUUGAACUGGAUAGUGUUGGUUGCUCUACUGGUGGCCAUUUUCCCAACUCUGAUGGUGUUAAUAUGGCUUCUUCAUCAGAAAGGAGUGUUUGAUCCUAUAUAUGACUGGUGGGAAGAUCACAUUUCACCACUUUCUCCUUCUCCUCAUCAUCAGAAGCAACAAGUGUACUUAAAGAGAAGACAUGAUCCCCACCACCACCACCGUAAGCAUCAUCAUCAUCAUCAUCUUCAUCACCGUGGAGGGAGAAUGACUAAGCAUCUAACAGAAACUGGCGAGGCAGAUUACCACUAUUUUCUUCAUCAUGUUCACAAGGACAAAGACAAACACAGAAGAGCUGCCAAAAGUUCAUUACUGGCUGCAGA
Messenger RNA from Cuscuta europaea, 2255 nucleotides. The record is from the annotation of a GenBank genome assembly. NCBI's taxonomy places the organism in Eukaryota, Viridiplantae, Streptophyta, Magnoliopsida, Solanales, Convolvulaceae.